ACACUCAGCUUCCUUAAACCGCCCAGAGCUGUUUUGCAAGCUGCAAAAGAGAGCUUUCCUCUUUUGGCUUCCGUGUGCUUGGCAGCCAGAGCCAACUGGGUUCCUCUCCGUCAAACUUUUGGUGCUGUGGGGAAGCCUGCCCAAAGGGGACCUUUCCAGCAGCUCCUCAUGACACACCUGCAGUUCAAAGACGCCUUCUGGGUAAGUGCCAACGUCUUGAUUUUCACCUUCAUGGAGAUAAAGAGGCAACACUGGCUGGCUGCGUGGUCUGAAUUGAUCUGGUGCCGCACUGUCACAAUUUUGCCUGCAAGUUUGGUUCAGUACAUUAGGAAGGUUUUCGGGGCACGUUUGCAAACUGGUUACCACAGGAAACUGCGGAAGGGGCCUCUUUAGGACACCUGAAUCCUCACAGUCAAAAGGUAAGGGACUUCUAGCGUCCACUUGUACUAUAGUUAAAAGAAUCACUUAUUUCAAACUUUUAAUUGCUAAAAAAGAGAGAAGGAAAUGAACUCCUAAAUGUUUAAUUUUUAAAAAAUUUUGAACGACUAACUUCUUUCUUGGGGAUGCUGGCAGAACAUGGGUCUAAUGUUCAUUGCUGUCGACAGCUCAUGUUUCUAUUCUUACGUGGUGCUUUUUGUGUUAGAUAUACAACUUUGCUAGUGCCGCUUUUAUUUGGGUGGCGGGGAUGCUCAUGGCACCACACAGAGAGUGUCUUAUGCAAAACCUGAAUGUUAUUAUGCAAAGGUUGCCCCACCCUGGUGCUCAGGUGUCACCCUUGAAUAUCUUGACCUUUCCCAGUUGGUGGGGGUUGUUUCUAAAAAUAAGGGCAUGAAGAGCCCUCCUCCGUCAGACCAAAGGUCCAUCGGAUGCAGCCCCCUGUGAUGUCGUGGUCCAGCCAGAUGCCUUAGGAAACCAGCAAAUGCGUCAUGGAGGAAACAGCCCUCUGCUCCUCUUGCUCGCCAGUACUGACAUUCAGUGAUAUACUGCCUCUGAAUCUGGAGGGUAAAUCCAGCCCAUGGUUCCUCAAGCUUGUAUCCCCAGAUGUUGGACUACAGCUCCUAUUAUCCAUAACCAUUUGGCUAAGCUGGCUGGGGAUGAUGGGAGCUGUAGUCUGAGAACGUCUGGAGACCCAAGUUUGAGGAGCACUGAUCUAUCUAACAUGAUGAAUGGCCUCUUGUUUAUGGCUGUAGGGGGCUUCAGGCUAUGUUUCUACUCCACUUUGCCUAUGGAUUGGCCAUCACACUCUGCUAUCACAGGAGAAGACUUUUGGUUUGUGGGUGUCCCAGAAGCAGGGACAUUUUUCAGAAUUUGCCUUCCAGGCUAUCAUGUCCAGUUAGGAGCUACAGGUCAUGGUGUGUGGACGUACCCUGGCAACUUCCUCACCACAGGGCUGCCCCAAUACAUGUUGUUGUGUCAGAACAGCAAAUGGCAAGGCCCUUGCUGCCCCGAGAGCACAUAGGGUCCCAAGUGUGGUUAUGCCGGGAAAUCUCACAAGAACUUCUUUCUGCAGCCAUGCCUUAAACCUCUUCUCAAACUUUUAUUCUCUAUGGGCCUAACUAUACGUGCUUCUCAUUGCAUCUCUUGCAGCCGCAUCUUCAUUUUCUGUUUUAUUUAGCUACAGAGGCAGCAGUGGGGAAGGUGUGGCUUUUAUCAGGACGGCAGUAUACAGGGAAGGGGGCUUUACCCCUGUCUCUGCUGCGCAGGUGCAACAUUCCAGGGGUCUUGGCACGUAACCAGGGUUUGUGUUCCUAUGGAUUAAGGCACAGUGGAGACGGUAGUGUCUUUUAGAAAAAUGGUUUAUUUACACAUAUUUACACCUGAGUUUAGGUGCAGGGGGUGCAGAGCAUUACACCCCAAGAGUGUCUCUUGUUGCUCCCCUCAUAGAUACAGCCUGCUUGGGCCCAGAGCAGUAAACAGCCAGGCUCCCUGGUCUCUGCAUGCAGCCUUUCCCAGCCAGCCCUGCAUGGAAUUCUCCUCCUGUUCCUCUAAACCCCUUUUAUUCCUACGGUGACAUCAUGCCUCCCAGCAACCUCCCCCCUCCCAGCUUAUAUCAUUGGACACUGAAAUUCUAACCUUGACCUUCGUCUCUGAUCAUCUUCCUCUCAUGGGAGGAGGGUCUCACAAAACCACAAAAGUUAAUUGUUUGUGGACCUCUGGGGAGGAAAGAUGGUGGACUGGUCAUCGACUGCUUAUACAGAGAUGAAAUGUAUUGAUUAAGAAACCAAGGUAUAUCAAAACUCCCUUUUGAGAUAAGGGAGUUCAGGGAUAAACCUCACAUGUCUUCAGAAGGAGACAUUCAUCAUGCCAGAGACAGAAGCUUUCAGGGGUGGAGGAACAUCUCAAGGAAGGAACAUUCACCAAUCCCAUGCACCACACAAUGGCCCUUAAAUUAGGGCGUCAGGUCAGCAAACCUCAUUCUUUUAACUAUUUCUGAGACUAGAAGUGGGAUGCGGGUGGCGCUGUGGUCUAAACCACUGAGCUUCUUGGGCUUGCCGAUCAGAAGGUCAGCGGUUCAAAUCCCCGCGACAGGGUGAGCUCCCGUUGCUCGAUCCCUGCUCCUGACAACCUAGCAGUUCGAAAACACGUCAAAGUGCAAGUAGAUAAAUAGGUACCGCUCCGGCGGGAAGGUAAACGGCAUUUCUGUGUGCUGCUCUGGUUCGCUAGAAGCGGCUUAGACAUGCUGGCCACAUGACCCGGAAGCUGUAUGCCGGCUCCCUCGGCCAGUAAAGAGAGAUGAGCGCUGAAACCCCAGUCGUUUGUGACUGGACCUAACAGUCAGGGGUUCCUUUACCUUUAAGACUAGAAGUAAAUACUAAUUGGAUUUUCUAUCUGUCAGUUAAUUAGCACCAAAGAACAGGUGGGCUGCUGGGGGCUGAAAAAACACUGGUUAACAGGCUAGAAAAUAAACCAAAAGGUUUAAAUUAAUUACUGGCGACUUCGAAAGAAUACAACUAUUCUUUGAGAGAAUAGUUGCCUGAGACCAUCGGGCACGGCACUGACAUCAAACAGGGCAUUUACUGAGCCUGCCCCGCCUUCCUAUGCCCAUCCCCUGAUGCCGCCUGGUUGUUCAGGUUGGCAGAUUCAGAGAUCAUUCGAGCAGACUUGAGCUGGCGCACGAUGCUACAAGAACUUCGUCUGCUACAAGAACCUUUCCCCCCCCUUUCCCCCUGCCCCCUUCCUUUGCCAUUUGUUUUAGUCCUUUGUUUCAUGAUAAUAUUUAAGUUUUUGCUUGCUUACUGUGAGAUGCUUGAUUGUUGUUCUCCUGUUAUUUAGGUGUUUUUUCUUCCUUUAUGUACGUUAUAUGGUAGUUCUGUUUAGCUGUGGAAUGUUUUGGGGAUUAUUUUUUAAUUUUAUUAAUUGGUUUGUCUAAUAUUAUAAUAGUAGGCUGAUAAAGAACAUAAUAGUUUCAUAUAAUCAGAGAGGUAGCUGAGGUUAGCUGGCUUGUUCUACUCGACUAAUUAGAAUUAUCGAGUUGUUGAUACUAUAAGUAGAACAACUAGGCUAGGAAAGAGUAACACAAAUUGCCAACAAUGGAGGCUAGUAUGAGGCUUGGGAUUGCUACCGUGGAGGAGCGAGGGAGGUAUGGUGGGGGGGGGGGCAGAUGUUAUCGGCGAAGGGGACCGAGAUACGGAUAUGCUCAUACCCCUUCCAAUCUGCACCCCAUCCCGAGGGACGAGGGUAGGGUGUCACUGGUGCUGUGCAAUGCCAGGUCUAUAGGCAACAAAACCGCCACCCUGCAAGAUUUCUUUACCUCGCAGGGGGUCGACCUGGCUUGUGUGACGGAGAUCUGGGUGUGCGAAGGGGAAACUGUUACCUUACGAGAGAUGGCGCCCCUGGGUUUCUCUGUCCUCCACCAGUCGCGGACUGUGGGCCGGGGGGGGGAGGGGUGGCAUUAUUAAUCUGGGAAGAUUGUUCUUUCAGGGCUCUACCAUCGCCAUCAAUCCCCGGCAUUGAAUGUGUUGGCUGUCUGGCUGGUGUACCGGCCACCUAGCGCACCAGCAGCCACCCUGUCAGGCCUGCUGGAGGCGGUGGCCGGCUGGGCCUUGGAGUUCCCUAACCUAUUGGUAUUGGGGGACUUCAACAUCCAUGCUGAUGCCACUCCCUCCUCACAAGCUCUGGACCUGGUGUCUUCCAUGACGACACUAGGGCUCUCCCAGUUUGUUUCGGGCCCCACACAUCAAGCAGGCCACAUGCUGGAUUUGAUCUUUGGCGUAGGUAUAGAUGUGAUCAUGUCUCCUUCAAUGAAGGUGCCAUGGUCUGAUCACUACGCUCUGAAAGCCAGGAUUGACUUUCCACCCCCACCCUGCUUAGGUGGCGAGCCGAUUUGGGCUCCCCCGCAGAGGCUGAUGGACCCUGAUAGAUUCCAUCAAGCCUUGCGGGACCUUGCUCCCCUUGGCGACUCAUUGACUGAGCUUGUUGAGGGCUGGAAUACCCAGCUCCUGGCAGCCAUCGAUGAGAUCACACCUAAGCACCCUCUGCGACCCCGCAGAAACCGGGCUCCCUGGUUUACUGAGGAGCUUUGGAAAAUGAAGCGGGACCUCAGAUGGCUAGAGCGAGUAUGGCAGGGUGCCCGCGACGGAGCCUCAAGAACAUCUUAUAGGGUUUUUAUGAAAACCUACGAGAUGGCAGUGAAGGCCGCUAAGAAGUCUUACUUCUCAGCCUCCAUUGCAUCCGCUAUCUCUCCUGGUGCAAUUAUUUAGUAUAAUUAGGUCUAUAACGUCCCUGGAGGGACAGCCAAAUUUAAAUAACAAUUUGACACACAGCUGUGAGGCAUUUGCGAGCUUUUUUGCGAAGAAGGUCCUGUUGCUCCACCGUGACCUCCCUGCCAAUUUGGAUAUAAUAACGAAACUGGAGGCCCCUCGACUGUCCUCGGGUCCAGUAUUGGACCACUUUGACCGGAUAUCCCCAGCCGAUGUGGACAGACUCCUCCGAGCUGGAAAGCCCACCACCUGUCCUCUCGACCCGUGCCCGCCUUGGCUGAUUAGAGCAUGUCCAGACGAGGUGCGGGGCCCCCUGGGGGAUAUCAUCAAUUUGUCCCUUGGCACAGGGAUAUUUCCAGGGGAAUUGAAGGAGGCAGUGGUGCGCCCGCUCUUAAAGAAAGCAUCAUUAGAUCCUUUAGAUCUAUCCAAUUACCGCCCGGUUUUGAAUCUUCCGUUUCUGGGUAAGGUGAUUGAGAGAGCGGUUGCUGAACAGCUUGGUGGGUUUCUGGAUGAAACAUCGGCUCUGGAUCCAUUCCAGUCCGGCUUCUGCGCUGGUCAUGGGACUGAGACGGCUCUGGUUGCCCUAACAGAUGAUCUCCGCAGGCAGCUGGAUCAAGGCGGGUCGGGCUGCUGAUUCUUCUAGACCUGUCAGCAGCCUUCGACAUGGUCGAUCACGAACUCCUGGACCACCGUCUUGCCAACGUGGGGAUCCAGGGCACAGUCCUUCAAUGGCUGCGCUCAUUUCUCUCUGGUCGGGGACAGAGGGUGGCGUUUGGGGGGGAAUUGUCAUCGCGCCACUCCCUGGUGUGUGGAGUGCCUCAGGGUGCGAAACUCUCCCCGAUGCUUUUUAACAUCUUUAUGCGCCCCCUUGCCCAGCUUGUCCGGAGUUUUGGGUUGGGCUGCCAUCAGUAUGCCAAUGACACCCAACUCUAUCUGUUGAUGGAUGGCCAUCCUGACUCGGCCCCAGACACACUGAUCAGAUGUUUGGAAGCUGUGGCUGGAUGGUUACGGGGAAGCCGGUUGAAGUUAAAUCCUUCCAAGACAGAGGUCCUUUGGUUGGGUCGGGACGAUAUGGGAUUGGGGGGGGCAACUCCCAUCUCUUGCGGGGGUGCAAUUAGUGCCAGCACCGUCCGUUAAGAGUUUGGGUGUAAUCUUCGACACCUCCCUUUCCAUGGAGGUGCAGAUUGCAGCUAUAACAAAGGCGGCAUUUUUCCAUCUCCGCCAAGCUAAGCAGUUGGCUCCUUAUCUCUCUCGCCCUGACCUAGCCACUGUGAUCCACGCGACGGUCACCUCCAGACUGGAUUAUUGUAACUCGCUCUACGUGGGGCUGCCCUUGAGACUGACCCAGAAACUCCAGCGGGUGCAGAAUGCUGCAGUGAGACACCUUACGGGGUCUUCGCUGCGAGAUCACAUUCACCCGGUGCUAUACCAGCUGCACUGGCUCCCGGUGGAGUACAGGAUCAGGUUUAAGGUGCUGGUUUUAACCUUUAAAGCCCUAUACGGCCUAGGACCCUCGUACCUACGGGACCGCCUCUCCUGGUAUGCCCCACAGAGGAACUUACAAUCUUCAAACGAAAACAUCUUGGAGGUCCCAGGCCACAGGGAAGUUAGGCUGGCCUCAACCAGAGCCAGGGCUUUUUCGGCUGUGGCUCCGAUCUGGUGGAAUGCUCUGCCACAAGAGAUUAGGGCCCUGCGGGACUUGACAUCUUUCCACAGGGCCUGCAAGACAGCUGUUCCACCAAGCCUUUGGCCAGGGCACAGCCUGACUCCCUCCUUUGGCAAUCUUCACAGAACUCUAGCCCAAUGGUUGCCAUCAAUUUGAUUUGAACUAAUUUUAUUGUUGUUAGCCGCCCUGAGCCUGGCUUCGGCUGGGGAGGGCGGGAUAUAAAUAAAAAUUAAUUUAUUAUUAUUAUUAACUGAUAAGAUAGCUCUGAAUCUGCUUUAAAUUUUCAAUUUAUACAGCCUAUAAAUCUCUGUCUUGUACGUGCUGUGUUGGCUGCGAAAAUGAAACAGAGGUUCUUAAGAGGAAGGAAUGUGCAAGCAGAGACAAGUUCCUGGAAGUGGAACUUCUCCCAAGGGGGAGCUUAGCAGAACCCAAUGUGGCAAAGCCAACACCAGAUGCUUCUCCAAUCGUUGAUAUCCUACAAAGCCUCCCAGAUGAACAGCUGGCAGAGUUAAGAUCCGAGGUGCGCAGAACUUUAAGAGAAGUUAGAUCUGAUCUCUGUCAGACUACAGAAUGCACAGGAGCUGGUGGGAAAGAUGUGGAUUGACUUCUGCCUGAGCAUGGGACGGCAGCAGGAGUUGGAGUGGAUGGGAGGAUGGAAACAGGAGAAAGGAAGGGGUUUAAGAGGCAAUCGGAGAUGGCAGAGAUGAGGCAGAGAGAGAAAGGGCCGAGGGCAGAAACUGAAGCAAACACGGAAGAAAAAGCCUCUAAGCUCUCAGUGAUUGGUUUGGAAAAAGAAUGGAAGAAGGAUUUCUCCUUUUUUCUUUAAAUCAGGAUAAAGCAGGACCAACAGGAAACGGGACUGGAAUAUAAGGAACUGACUAUGGUUUAAUGAAGACACAAGCAAAUAAGUACAGACUAUUACACUAUUAAGAUUUGUUAGAGAACCUGGGGAGAAAUUCAUCAUAUUGGACCACAGAAGGACUAUUUUGGUCACAUAAUAAUAACUGAAGAGCUACUUUUGGACUUUUUGAGUGGAAAACGGCAAAUUUGAGAUGCCUGGGGGACUGGAGACUGAGAAGACAACACCUAGCAGACUGAGAAAAGGCUGGAUAUUAAUGCAGCUAGAUGGUAUCCUAGCAUACUUUGAGUAUUUUGCAUAAUUGUCAUAUACAUAAUCAGCAGCAGAGAGAAUCAGAAGAUCCUCUUUUCUUUUCUUUUGUUUCUCUUCUUAUUUUGUUUUUCUGUUUUCUUUAAUUCUUGUUUUCUCUCAGUUAAGUCUAUCUAUAUCUAUGCUUCGUUUUCUGAAGUUUCCUAUCUUGGAUUGAUGAAGAUGCUUCCAGGAAGGUGACGGAUGAUAGAGAGGAUCUCCCAGGGUGGGAGACUGGGGGAAGAGGGGGAAGCUCCCAGGUGAGAGCUGGGAUGGCUCACUCUUCUGUGUGUGGAAUAAGGGUUACGAUAUAAUUGUAAUAGUGGACCUGGUUUUUAUUUUAUUUUAUUUUAUUUAUUUUUAGUUUUCUUCUUCUCUUCUUUUUCAUUUUCUUCUUUUGCUUAUUCUUGCUUCUGUCUUAUUUAUCUUCUUUAGAUUAGUUUGGCUUUUAUUGUAUUGUAUGCUGAAAACUCUUAAUAGAAUUGAUUUUUAAAAACCAACUAGGCACCUUCCUUUAUAUUACAGGAUGGUUCUUCUCCCCAGGUGAUUCAGACUGCAUUUCUGCACUGCUCAGCUGUCUCACACCUGGGUGAAGAGGUCAAGCAUUCAAUCCCCUACAUUUACUAACUCUAGAACUUAUGGGGGGGAUCUGGCACCCAGGAAUUAUGGGGGAACCUGCCCCCCCCAUUCAUAACAGGGACUUUAGCCAUCAUAACUGCAAUGAAAAUCUGUACUGGCCCGCCUUUCUUGUGAUGCAAAUUUGGCUUUGAAAAAAGCUUCUACCAAAAGCAACAGAAAUCCCCCCCCCCCAACAAAACCUAACUGCUUUACUGUGGUCUUUCUAAAAUGCAGGUGCCUGUAAUUAAAUAAAUAAAAACAUGAUUGCAAUGUGCAAGAGACACCAUGGACAUUCUGUGCACUGUUUCUUACGGUUAGUUGUUUCUGUACCUGCCCAGCCCCACGUCAGGUGACUUACGUAGCAAGUGCAAGCAUUUGGUAAGAAGGAAAUGCCUUUUUUUAAAAAAAAGGCUGCUAAACAGGAAAUCUAACUUUCCACCUUUAUGACGAUCUACUUUCCGUGCUGUAUUCUUUGAACUAGGAAAAUAAUCUUUCCGUUUCCGCUGUGGUGGUCUGACUUCUCUGACAUCCCGCUGGCAGGGGAAGGGCCAUGGUUCAGGGGCAGAGCAUUUAUUUUGUAUACAGAAGGUCCCAGAUUCAUUCCCCGGCAUCUCCAGGUGGCUCCGGGAGAGACCCUGAAACCCUCGAUGACCACUGUCCGUCAGUGGAGACCAUGCUGUGUUAUGCGAACUGGCAGGUCUGUCUUGGUGUAGGUGCCUUUCUGUGUUCCUCUCUUAUGUGGGCCUGUGCUGCUCCCAAGUCCUUCCAAUACCUGCGCUGGCUACGGCUCCUGGAGAUCAGCCAGUGCGGGUCAGGUAUAGGCACAUGGCGGAUAUCCUGUGGAACUCGCUCCCACAGGAGGCAGGGAUGGCCACCAACAUGAAUGGACAUGUUCAUGGCUAUGAAUGGCUACUCAGACAGCAAUGCUUCUGCCUGCCUGUUGCUGGAAGCCACGGGAGGAGAGGGGCUCCUGUGCUUCGGUCCUGCUUGUGGGUUUCCACGGGGGGCAUCUGGCUGACCACAUUGAGAACAGGAUGCUGAACUAGAUGGGCCCCCCUUCUGGGCCUGAUCCAGAAGGCUCUUCUCAUGUUCUUAUGAGUUAAGGCAGGAAUAGGUAAACUCGGCCCUCCAGAUGUUUUGAGACUACAGUUCCCAUCACCCCUGACCACUGGUCCUGUUAGCUAGGGGUGAUGGGAGUUGUAGUCCCAAAACAUCUGGAGGGCCAAUUUGCCUAUGCCUGGGUUAAGGUAAAGGACCGCUGGAUGGUUAAGUCCAGUCAAAGGCAACUAUGAGGUGUGGCGCUCAUCUCGCUUCAGACUGAGGAAGCCAGUGUUUGCCCACAGACAGCUUUCUGGGUCAUGUGACCAGCAGGACUAAACUGCUUCUGGCACAAUGGGACACCGUGAUGAGUGGCAGAACACACGGAAAUGCCAUUUACCUUCCUGCCGCAGUGGUACCUAUUCAUCUACUUGCACUGGUGUGCUUUCAAACUGCUAGGUUGGCAGGAGCUGGGACAGAGCAACAGGAGCUCACCACCAUCAUGGGAAUUUGAACUGCCAACCUUCUGAUCAACAAGCCCAAGUGGCCACAACACCACCCGCUUCCUAUAUGUUCUUAUGACCCUGUGCUAAUUAGCCCAUUAUCUGACUUGUUGCAAUACAGUUUUUCAUCUUCCUGUAUUCUAAAAUCCAGUGUAAUUUCCCUAGUGGGAAAACCUGACAGUGGCUGAGCCCUGUCUUGAAUCUGAUGAUUCAAAGGCAGCCUCAGAAGGGGACGGGCAACGUGGCUGUGACCAUUUGGCACACCAGCGCCAGCAGCACCAGCAGCUGCUCCCUCCAGCAGCCUGUUCCAGAAGGCUCAGAGCCCUCCAGGCUGUCCGUCUCCAGCCGUGUGGCAGAACACUCGAGAGAUGGCGAACACAACUGUAGGUUUGCUUAUUCAGUUAUGGGGGGGGUGUUGAAAAAAGAUGCUCUGAAAGGCAUUUUACACCAUGGUGCAAUCCGUUUUCUUUUUAAAUGUUGGCUGGGAAAUAUCCACUGUGCUACUGUGUUGUCAUUGUAUCUAUAGCACAAAAUCUGGAAACGGCAGCACAAAUCCUACAUAUGUUUAUUCAGAAGCAGGUCCUAUGAAUCCCUGGCGCUUCCUCUCAGGGAAAUCUGCUUAGUACAGGAUGGUGGCUGCUGGAGACACAGCCUUACCUUUGGUGGCCCCCUCUCUAGGGAUCUUUUCCACCAGGAGGCCUGGAAGGUGUCUCCCCCCCCCCAUCCUUUUGGAGACAAGUUAGGAUGUAUUCCAUUUUUUAAAGAAAGCCUUAAAGGAAGAGUUGUAUAUGCCUUAGGCAGCUGUUCCCUUCCCCACCCACACUAGUUGCUGCUGGUCCACUUGAUAUGGUUAGAAUAUAUAUAUAUAGAGAGAGAGACAGUUUUUAAACUUUUUUUUUUUUUCUUUUCUUACAGCCAGCUGCCUUAUGUGUUAAUUUUGUGACUGUGACAUGCUAUCUCUUUAGGCUAAUUGGGUCAUUGCAUGACCUGACUUUUCUCCUGUGCUUCAGCGAAGUUGGAAACCUUUGUCUCUACUUUUAAGAAGGGUAGGCAUGUGUGGCAGGUCAGACUAGGCUAGGGAGACCCAGGUUCAAAUCUCCACUCAUCCACAAGUCAUAGGGCCAAACAAGAAGCGACAUUAAAAGCGAUAGGGCAUUUAACGGGCAUUUUUUAAAAAUGUAUUUUUAUUGAAGAUUUUCUUGGUUUACAAAAGUAUGUGCAUUUAUUUUCAAGUAACAUUUUUACAGAUCAGUUUCAUUUGUUGAGACAUUAGUGCUACAUUAGGAAGAAAAGGGGGAAAGAGGUGGAGGGGGAGAAGAUGGGUGGGGUGGGGUCAGGUGGCGAUGUUUCUAUUUUACUUAAUGUAUGUGUGGGGUUUUGUGUCAACGUCGCUUGUGCAGGUUCUCUGUUAUUCACUUGUGUUCCUUUGGUGGUGAGAGAGGUUGGGGUUGGCCCAGGGUGUGGUUUUCCAUUUGUGAUUGGCUGUGGUGAGCUUUGUCUUCAUGUGUGAGUGGGGUGGGUGGGUGUUUUGGAUCAGGUUAGCCAGAUUGAUUUGUAUGCUGUUGAUGGAUUCUUCUUGUUGUCUUGUUGAGCUGUGUAUGUGAUAAAGGGGAGCCAUACCGGGGUGAAGGCGUCUUCUUCUAUUUGUCCCUGUGUCAGUUUCAGUUUAUUUGUUAAUUUUUUUAGUAAGGCUGUUUCUCAUAUGGCUGGUGUCCAGAAUAGUUGGAUUUUGGGACACUCCCACCACAUGUGGAGGUAUGUGCCUGUGGAGGUGCACCCUCUCCAGCAUUUGGUGAGGUUCCUACGCAUAUUAGCGCUAAUUUUCUUGUUGUUAGGUACCAGCUGUAGGUGAGUUUCAGAGUGAGUUCUUCCGUUUUCGUUGAUAUGGAUUUAAAGGGGGGUUUAGACCAUAUUCUGGUCCACUGAGUGGGGUUAAUCUUAUGGGGUUAAGCCUAUGUCAUCCUCCCAUUGUUUUUUGAUUGCAUCUAGGGGGUUCAUGGUAUUUUGGAGUAGUAUUUUGUAUAUUUUGUAUAUGGCAGAUACCAACCCUUUGCCGUGUUCCUUUGUUGUUAGGAAGAGGUUUUCAAAGGUUGUCAGGGGCCUAGUUGCUGCUGAUUUUACUGGUGGAUUAUUUAAGAGGGCAUGUAAUUGGUGAUGUGUUAACCAGGGCAUUUAGGAGUCUUCUAGUUUGUCCUGUAUUUCUUGUGUUGACAAAGGUUUCUUAUUUUUAUAUAAGUCUAUUAGGCGAUAAAAGUCUUUGGUUUGCCAGGUUUUUAUCUGGAGGUUUUGUGCUGUGUGGUGCAAUAAUGGGUGGUGCGCCAGGAGAAUUAGUGGGGUUGGCGAUAGUUUGUCUAUUUCUGCUUUCCAUGCUUUGAGCGUGGUCUGUGUGUACCUGUUAAGUGUUGUGGGAAUUUUCCUUAGUUUGUUUGGGAGGAGAGGGUAUGCUGUGGUGCAGGUAUUUUCAAUUGUGUCCCUCUCUAGGUGUAUCCAUUGUUUUGUCUCUUUAACGGGCAUUUUUUAAAAAAGGAAAUAGGCACCAUGGGAGGCCCACGCAGGAUUAGGAGUAAGGUGGGCAAAGAUGAAGAGUUUCACCUCUCUCCCUACAGUAAUCCCAAUAAAUCCCUUCCUUGCUGCCUUUUGCAAAUGGAGGAAAUCUCCCGCUGGGGACAGUGGAAACGGUUGAACUCCUUCUCCUUUUCAACCAUACAUCCCAUCCCAUCCCAUGUGUGUUUGUAUCCUGCAGCAGCUGUUUCUGUAUUUUAGACCUGUAAGGUCAUGUAAGAUUGUCUGGGGAAAUUUCCGCCCCUGGAAGUGAUUAUUUUCUUUUGGGUCACCCCAGGAACAGGCGCCUUUGCCCCAAACCCCUUCACCUGCCAGUGGUGGUUCAUGGCGGAUGGUGGCUGUGGAAGCUCAGACCUGGGUCUGCCCCAAGAGACCGUCAAGAUGGUCUCUGGCCUCUUCAGAAGCCUCAGCCUUUGCUGCUAGAGUCAGUCAGGGCCCUGCCCUCCCAGGCCAGGUGGAAAAGGCUGCCAAGCAGGGAGCAGUUCUGCCAGGACUCACACCCAAGAGCAUCCGUAUUCUCUUGCCUGCAUGACACUGCUACCCCCAGGGAGGUGGAUGAAACCUACUGGGACACACAGAGUGCUAUACUUGAUGAAGCGUAGAACAUCAGUUGUGAAUUUGCAUCAUGAUACUGAUUCAUUUUAUUUAAUUCCUCUGUUUCAAGCCAAAAGAAUCCCCUUGGCUGCUUGCAUAAAACAACACAGUGCAACCACGUUUGUAAGGAUGCUUCCAUGCUCUCUUGGCACAUGGCGUAGCUCUGGGGUGCAGGAUGAUCACAUCUUCAGCCCACCCCUUGGAACCACCUCUGCUCAAGCAGCCCCAGCCUCCUGGACCUUUGCUGCCCCCCCAAGCUCUCUGCCUUCCUUGCAUUCUAUCUAUGUAUUUUUUUAUUUCAUGAAAUUUAUAUACUGUUUGAUUGCAGAAAAAACCCUCCAAACGGCUUACGAAAAAGAUGAAUCAAUAAAAUGAUCAGUAAAAAAUUUACAACCAUAAUUUAAAACUACAAUAAGUUAAAACCACAGUAAAAUAGACCAAAACAAAUUAAAUUCAUCUGAAACUUUUAAACUUGCAUUUAACUUGUGGCCUUUCAACCAGCUGGCCUUCAACCGUUUAUGGCUGGAGUUGUGCAAGUUAAACAUGCAUGAGAUGUGAUUUUUCUUGCUCUGUCCUCCUUUCCCCAGGGCGGUGGGUCUUUUCACUGUCUAGAGCACCAAGGGAGCAACCAAGGGCAGCGCCUGGUGAGCUGCUGAGCGAUAGCAACUUGCAUUGGAAAUGACUGUGCAGCGCUAAGAUCCCCCACCUGAUCUAGACUGACUAAUCUCGUUGUUUAUGUGGUGAGAAUGGUUUUAGCUAAUUGGAAUUCAUAAUUUCCAUUUCCUAGUGUAAAGAAUUCACUGUCCAUGCUGGGUACGAUGCACUUCUACAACGACUGCUGGAUGGGAGGAAGAUGUGCAAGGAUGUGGAGGACCUCAUCAAACAAAGGUAACUGAAAAGGGUACUUAAGAAGGAACACUGGCUGCCCUGCCCCUGUUGGGGCCCUGGGCACACCGUGGACCAAGAUGGAGCAGGCUUGCUUUCUGUUGCUCCAGAGGAGACGACCCAAACCAGUAGAUUCAAAUUGUAAGGAAGGAGAUUCCAGCUAAACAUUACGAAGAACUUGCCGGUGGUAACCUUCAUUCAAGGGUGGGACGGACACCCUCAGAGGGUGGUGGACUCUCCUCCACUGCAUUGCAGGGGGUGGACUAGAUGACCCUUGGGAUUUCUUCCAGCUCUGUGGUGGGUAGUAGUGGGACACUCUGUCCCUCCUGCAGCAGCUCACUUGGUUUCUGGGCUGGCUGCAGAGAGACCUCUUCCUUCCUGGCCAGCUCAGAAGCAGAGCAAGUUGCUGCUGGAGGAAGGACAGACUAAGAAGUUCCUCCUCCACCUGCUGUUCCUUGCUGAAUAGGGAGAAAGGGGGGAGAGAGAGAGAGAGAGAGAGAGAGAGAGAGAGAGAGUUGCAAACAAGCAAAGACACUGAGCAGGAGAGAUCUAGUGUGGGGUAGAGAUUAAAAGUGCCAGACCAGGACCUGGGAGGCCAGAGUUCAAAUCCCCACUCAGCCAGUGAGAAAACAUGCAACAGUAAUGGCUAAUGAUCCAGCUCCCAGUUAGGUUGUGGGAUGAAUUCAAGGUGCUAGUCCUGCUGGUGCAAAUCUAUGAGUGCACUACCAUCUCUGGCCGAGGGCCACAGUGAAACCUCCCUCACAGGGAAGGGAAGAAGGGAAAGAAAAUGGGGAAGCAGGGAGCCACAUACGUCGCCUUGCACUCCUCUGAGUGGGGAUGAAAGUUGAUAUCUGUGCUUGCUGAAACAAUGCCAUCCUUCAAAAUGUUCACUUCUUUGAAUUUCCUAGCACAUUUCUUGGCUGAAGUAGUAAGUCCAGGGGCUAAGUGUUGUUAAAGAGGAACGUGCAAACGUGCAUUGUAUUAGGUGAGAGCUGCUUGGCAAAAAUGUGGAUAUUAGGCAAAACUGCAGAGAAAUAUAAGUAUGCAUUAGGAAAAAUUCACGCUAAGAUGCUGAUGAAUUAUGAAAAUUGUGAAUUUUUCCUAAUGCAUAUUUAUAUACUUGGAAGAGAAGAGAAUAAUGGAAGCCUGGUGGAUCAGGCCAGUGGCACAUAUAGAUCCUCAUCCUGUUCUCACAGCGGCUGAGCAGAUGCGCCAAAGUGAAACCCACAACCAGGACUGGAGCCCAAGAGCCCCGUCUCCCCUCCUGCGGUUUCCAGCAUUGCUGCCUCUGACUGUGGAGGCAGAGCAGAGCCAUCCUGGCUAGCAGCCCUUGAUCGCCUUCUCCUCCAUGAACUUGUCCAGUCCUCUCUAAAGCCAUCCCAGCUGGUGGUCCUCCCUGUCUCCUGGGGGAGGGAGUUUCAUAGUGUAACUAUGUGCUGCCUGAAGAAGUCUUUCAGCUGCCCAACAUUCAGCUUCAGGAAAGCAGUGUGGUCUCCCCACCCGGUGCUCCCUUCUGUCCCCCCCACCUUUGUAGGAGCACAGCCCCUGAGAGUAAAAUGGGCUCUCCCAGUGUCCUGCUAAUGAAUCAUUAUACACUCACAAGCGACACAGACCCCUGUCAUCUCUCCAGAGCUAUUUUAAAACAUGUGAGCAAAGUUUUCUUUCUCCUGGUGGAAACAGUGGCUUCGCAUAGGCGCCAGAGUGGUUAACCUGCUGUGGGUGGAGGCAGAGUGAGAAGCACAGGUGGGUUUGAGUGGCUCUGGGCCCCUGGAACUAAUUUGGGGGUGGCUCCCUUGGCUGGUUUAAGGGAUGCCUUCCCCCAUCAUCCUUCUGGUUCCUCCCGACUGGAGCUGUUGGGAGCUGUCAUCUAAAAUAUAUGGGAGGCAUUAGGGGUUUUUUGGGGUGACCUCCAGGACAUGAAGCUGGUCAAAUGAGGCGACACUGUGGGACGGUGAAGGGGUGAGGCCAGCCUCCUUAACCUGGUGACCUCCAUGUUUUGGACCACAGUUCCCAUCAACCCUAGCUAGAAUGGCCAAUGGCCAGGGGUGAUGGGAAUUGUAGUCCACUGUACAACAUCUGGAUGGUGCCGGGUUGGAGAAGGUGAGGGGGGAUGGGUCAUUUUCAGUUUCUCUCAAUUUCUCAUUUUCUCAGUUAAAUUUGAUUCAGAUUCUACAUUAUGUGGCCAUAGACCUGAAAAAGCAUAACAAACAAUCAUACAAGUAAAUUAGGCAAACGACUGUUUAGCUGGCUUGCUCCUCCCCAAGCAGUUACAAUUGUGCAGACACUCUCCUCUGACUGCCAUGACAUGCAAAACAUACGGUGAUUGUUUGGGUUUCCAAGUUCUAAGUCCGGAGGUAAAAAAGAGAGCUGUCACCAGGCAAAGGGGAACAUGGCAAUUUUGUGAUGUGGACACGUGACCUUGCUUUGCAGUCUGCCUUCAGUGCUGUUUGGGUUUUGUAAUUCCUGCUAGCCCUGGGCACAAGAAAAGAAUGAAAGAAAGAAAUGUAUUACGGUCCCAGACCAGAUUCACAAGAAAAGAAUGCCACCAUGAAUUUGCGUAGACAUGUGGGACUUGGCAGUGCAUUGGAUUAGGAAAUGUUGCCAUGCAACCAGCUGUGGCUUUGCAUCUCUGUCCUGCCAUCGCAUCCACGACGAAAAACUAUUUCUUUGAGCAUAUGAACUGAAUUCCUUUGAUGUGGGAGAGAUUGCUGUUUCUUAGGCUUUCUCUGCAAACUGGGAAUAUUAGUGACUUGCUUCUUCAGGGUUGCUGUGAAGAUGACCAAGACAACACAAUGUUGCUUGAGCUAUUAGAAUUGUUUCCAUGGCCUUGGAAGAUUUAUUAUUUUGCACCUCCCUUGUGACAGAUUUUGUUCCUCCAAUAGUUCUAACAAGAAAUUGCAAUUGUCAGAGAAAAGCAACUCAAUCACCAUCUAGCACUAUCAGUGACUGUGAUGUGUCACUUUGCCGUGCAACUGUUGCACAGUGCUCACAUCACAAGGCUCAUGUCCGCUGCAUGUCUUUAAUUCUGCAAAGGGCGAGCCUUUUGCAGCUGUGCAGCGCAAUUGCCCAUGUGGCCUUUUUGGAAAAUCCCACCUACUUCUCCCUCCCAGCAUCAGUUCUUAAUUAUUGCAAGAAUCCCAUUCAGUUUUGUCUUCAUUUAUGGGGUGUGCACCUGCCCCUUUCCAAUACUGGCUUGCACCACCUCCCUUUUCUUACUUUGAUAGGCUUAUUUUUAAUGUACCCAAAUAGUGACCAGUACAAGGCCUGCCAGGGCAAGAGACCCCAAAAUAUAUGGGCGUUGGUACUCUUUGAACUUCAAAUAAUGAAGCUUUUUCUUCUCUUUUUGCAGGGCACAAGCAGAAGAGCGGUACGGGAAGGAGCUGGUUCAAAUUGCUCGGAAGGCAGGAGGCCAAACAGAAAUCAAGUAAGUCCUUUUGAAUGUAACAUGAUAGCAAUGACUGCAAAGUACCGUAUUUUUCGCCCUAUAGGACGCACUUUUCCCCCUCCAAAAAUGAAGGGGAAAUGUGUGUGCAUCCUAUGGGGCGAAUGCAGGCUUUCGCUGAAGCCUGGAGAGUGAGAGGUGUCGGUGCGCACCAACCCCUCUCCCUCUCCACGCUUCAGGAAGCUAUCCGCAAGCCUUGCGCGCCCGGCGGGAACACAAUCAACAGGAAGUGAAACAUGUUCUUAUUCCAAGGCAAAGUUCACAAACCAAAACACCUACUUCCGGGUUUGCAGCGUUCUUAAUCCAAGUUGUUCAUAAAGUAAGCUGUUCUUAAACCAAGGUACCACUGUAACUUGUAAUUACGCUUUGUCACAACAUGUGUUCAUGAAUUCCCAUGUGCAAAAUCAGAAAAGGUAGCCAAGCCUUUUGGAGUGUCACAACUGUGCUGAAGUCCCUAAGAAAUGCAAUCAGAAUGCAAAACCCAGUUCAUGUUAGAAGUUCUGACUCAUGUUAGCAGGAAAAAUAGCUAUGCUUUGAAGAGACUUCCUGUGUUAUGCUUUAUAUAGAAUCAUAGUUGCAGAUGGAGGAGCAAAAAUGUACUCUUGAGCCAGCUAGUGCAUUUCCUGUUUGUUGCAAAGAAAUCCUGGGGAGAAAUCGAUUCAGUUUGCACUCAAAGGUGAAGUUACCAAAUACGAUUUCUGUUCUCAUCCUGAAGCAAAGUUCUUAACCUGAGGUAAUAUUUCUGGGUUAGCGGACUCUGUAACCUGAAGCGUCUGUGACCUGAGGUACCACUGUAUGUACUUUCUGGAAGAAGAGAAGAGCUGAAGCACAGCCAUCCCUGGGAAUUAGCAGACCUCUGAAGUCUGCAGUGCAGUUCUCUAGCCAAGGAGUGUGAAUGAGGAGAAGGACUUUACUUGUACCCGCCCAUCUGACUGGGUUGCCCCAGCCUUUCUGGAUGACUUCCAACAAGUAUAAAAGCAUUAUAAAUGCAUAUACUAGGGUGAAGUGUGUAUAAAAUGCACAUAUUACAGAAAAUGACAUACCAAAAUGCAUACAAAAAAGUGUAUAUUAGGAAAGAAUUGUGCUAAAAUGUUGAUGAUUUUCAGGAUGACUCUUUUUUUUUUUAUUGCAAACUGGUCUGGAAAACUGAGCUUAAAUACAGAAAAAAAGAAAGUGAAAUUGGCAGAUUUGACCAUCCCUGGUUGCACAUCUGAUCCCUGCAAUGUCUGGCUUAAGCAUUAUGCACUUAUCCACGGGAAGCCAUAACUAAGUGUGCCUGUCCUAUUCCCUGUGUUGAGCUUGUGUAAUAUUCCUGCAGAUGAGCAUAGAAGGUGGGCUGCUCUCACAACACAAGCUGAUUUGAAUGCAAUGCUAAGCCAAAACAUAGAAGCAAAGAACUGUAGUGUUGGGAGGGGCAUAAAGGGCCAUCUGCUCCUACCCCCCCCCCAUGCAAUGCCGGAAUCACAGCUAAUUUGGCUUAAUGUGAACAUGCAGAGUGUACAGGUUUCUGGAGAUGAGCUUCUGGCUUUUCCUGCUCCAGAUUCUUCCUUUCCAGAUAUUGGUAGAAUCUGGUGCUUUUAGCAUUUGUUUUUUUUUUUUUUAAGAUAUUUAUUCCGAAUUUAAAAAUACAAAAAAAAGAAAAAACCAUACAAAAUAGAGUAAACAUAUAACAAAAAACAGACAAUAAGAAAAACUCAACGAGAAAUAUAGAAAUACAUUACAAUAAAAUAAAACAAAAAUCAAAUUAAACCUUUAUCUAGCCUUUUUUCCUUUUACUUAUUUCCGUGACCUCCUCUCGCCUCCCUGCUUUUGGUGCUUUUAGCAUUUGGCACCUUUUUUUCCUUUUGCCCUGCAGCAACAGAAAAUAGAGCCAAAUUCAAAAUGCACUCACUUACAGUUGGAAAGGAAGAAUCGAGAGUUGCAGGCGCAUCUUGAGGCAGAGCCACACCUUCAAAGGAAGAAGGAAGACUCACCCGACAGCAUAUGACAUCAGGCGAUUGACAAGUGGGCAUUCUGAAAGGCCUUGAGUUAGCUUUAUUGCCAUUUUUUUCUGGAGACAAGGCAAAACAUUAUAUACCAGGACUUAAUCUUGUUUUUGCUUGUGGCUGAUUGUAUAGAAAUUGUGCAACACAGGAGAUAUUAUACACUGAGUUUCAGGGCUGGUGGAACAGUGUUGGGGCUUUGGCUAUACAGAAAAGGUGACUUAGCAUAUUAGACUGGAUAGGGAAGAUCUAGGAAAUCUUUUACUGUUAGCUGGUACCCUUCCAUGUCAUAUCUAACUCAACAGGAGGGACAGGUUCUUCUUCCAGACUCUCACUGUGAUCUGCCAUAAUUCCUAACCAAUUUUGGCCUUCAGCUUGAUUCUCCGGUGGUUCCCCUUUUAUUCUCCCGCUCACUUAGGAGGGACCUCAUGGCCCCCUCUCUCUGGCGUCUGCUGCCUGAAUCGGCAGGCAAAGCCAGCCCCAGUUUCAGAAAAGCCAGAGUCAGUUCCUGUUAAGAGGAUGGGUCUUUAGAGAGAAGUUGAUUAUAUUUCCCUAGGCAACUGGGAAACAAACAGUCCCCAAAGAGUGAGUGACGCUGUUCAACAUCUUCAGUGUUCACUUCCUGUCUUUCAAAUGGGGAGGUUUCGGUAUCUAUCUUCCCUGCAAUUGCACUCUGCAAAAGUAUGAAGAUUCAGUCUUGCAAGGAGAAAUGGCACGGAGAAUGCAGAAAGGGCGAGGGUAACAGGGCUCACGGAUGUGCUCUAAGACUUCUGCAAUCAGUCUGCGGCCUGGGGCAUCAAGUCUCCUGUAGCUUCUGCUCUGACUCCAAAACAGAUGUCCAGAACGUACAGAUCUUUAUCAUGUUUUUAAAAAGCACCUUCCCCUCCUCUUCACACUUCAUGGUUUGGGUAGCUAUAGUUCCUUUAACAGCUUAGCAUAAUCUCACAUCUAUUUCGUUUGCACACAUCUGCAUUAGCACACUCCUGUUUGUGCUGCAUCACAUGUAGCAAAAGGAGAUUCUUGCAAAACCAUUACAGAUGGAAGAAAUUAGGAAUGUCAUUCAUAAAACAAGUACUGAGAAAGUGCUGGGGACAUUUUCUGCAGAAUGGUAUGAAACUCAUCCAGAUCUUUUGACCUCUCAGCUUCUCUGUGUUUAACAAAAGGGCUUUGGAUUAGGCACUUUGUCUCUUUCAAUGUAUGGUGCUUAUAGUCCUACUAAAUCGAAGCCUGGCCAAGACCACACCAACUGUGUAAAUUAUAGAUAUUGAAAUACAGUGGUACCUCAGGUUACAAACACUUCGGGUUACAAAGUCCGCUAACCCAGAAGUAGUACCUUGGGUUACAAACUUUGCUCCAGGAUGAGAACAGAAAUUGUGCGGCAGCAGGAGGCCACAUUAGCUAAAGCGCGCCUCAAGUUAAGAACGGUUUUGGGUUAAGAAUGGACCUCUGGAAUGAAUUAAGUUCGUAACCCGAGGUACCACUGUACUAACCGUGAUUUUAGCUAGUAGAGCUCAAGCAGUAACGCACAGGGAUCAAGUGGGUUUUAUGUAGCAUAGUCAGGCACUGAUCACCUAACACUGGUAACUGAUCUGGUGGCCUUAAGCAAUAACAGAAUGGAUCCAGCUGCACCUUGUCCAUUUGACAAAGUAUAUUAGGAGGUUAUGUUUAUUACUUUGGAAAAAGGUGGAUUUCCUCAAGAAUUUAUGAAGUUGUCUUGAACUGGAUGGAUGUGGGGAGGAACAAGGUGGGGAGCCCCCAAGGGAGGAAGGCUCAGAGCCUGGGGGUGAGAUGACAAUGAGAGGAAGAAGACUGGGAGGAGGAGGUGUCGGAAGCUGAAAAUGUCACAGGGUUUAAUGAGCAGGGGGAGUCUGGGGCAGAAAGAAGUCCAGACUGAGGCAGAAGCUGAAACAGGAGAGGAGGGAGGCCACAAAGCAGAGAUGAGUCCGGCUGGGGGAAAGGCAUGUGACAAACUCCCCAGAACCAGGAUGUUGAUUUAUUAUUAUUAUUUAUUAGUAGACUUGGAACAUCCAUAUUGGUAUUAAUCAAAAUAUUUAAUCAUGUUGAUAGAAUUUCAGGGUAUACAAUUAAUUUGUCAAAAUUUAAAUUAAUGCCAAUGGGCAUUAAUACACUAAUUGGCCAUUUUGUUGGUGACCAGAUGUUGUAACAUAUCUAGGCAUUUUAGUUCCGAUAGAUAUUUCUCAAAUGAUUAAAAUGAUUUUGGACCAGAUGUUUAAGGAGAUUACUAGUGAUUUGGAAAUAUGUGCACUACUUAAAUUUAAUAGUUGGGAUAAGGUUAAUACACUGCACUACAAUUCCCAGUGACCCCUCCUUAGGGCCUCUCCCCUCAGAAGUGGUGGGAGACUUUCCUACCUUCCUCUUCCUCUCAUCCCCUCUGCCUCCUGGCAACCUUUGCUCAGCAGACAAAGAGCUGCUGGCGCUGCCACUGGUCCAACUUGAAGGCUGGGGCACAGCCAGAGGGGCGGCUGGGCAAGCGAGGAGGCGCUAGGCAGGCAGUGGCGGCGGCAGCCCUCAGCUCCACCUGGAAGUGGUCCAAGGCCCCUUGGUUGGAGAAGCGCUGUCCAGAGGACUUAAGGAGUCUUAAGCAGAAGGUGGAACGAUGCCACAAGAGGGCGGCCAAGAAACAUCGUCAUGGACUCUAUUCUGGGCUACCUGUUUUCGUUUGAAGGAAGCCGGAGAAGCGAGGGAAAAUUAAGAUAUAGGAGUUCAAUGACCAGUAAUUGGCUCGGAUUUCUUUUCAGGCACUAAAAAAGGCAGAUCCAUUAUCACAGUUGCUUUUGUAACAUUCCAGCACACUGAUAUGGAUCAGAAAAUUGCUAUGCGCACACACAAAUCCCAGUAAAAAUGAUAAGAAAUGGAGCUGUUUGGAGAUAACAGUAAGUAAGGUUGGAUUGAUAAGAAAGGCACAUAAAGCUCAAAGGAAUCUUUAGCUCACUGCUCCACUAAGCAUUUAAUUGCUUUCGCCAACUCUUUCUCUUUCUCUCUCUCUAUAAAUGCUAGUGAUUUAUACUGAAUAUAGUUAGCUUUUAGGUUAGGACAGUUAGCAGAUAGGUAGAAAAUUUGUUCCUGGGGUUAUAAGAUAUUCUGAAAUCGAUUUCACACAUCUUUUCUCUGUGAGUUGGUCUACAGUAUCUGUCUGACUUGUGGUUGCUGCGUGUGUAGACAUUAAGAGGCUUGAUCAGGUUGUGGAAUCAUGGAAUUAUAGAGUUGGAAGGGACUCCAAGGGUCAUCUAGUCCAAGCCCUGCAAUGCUGGAAUCUCAGCUAAAGGUCUCACAAAAGAUAUGCCUCUCAAUGGCUAAAGGUAAAGGUAAAGGUAAAGGGACCCCUGACGGAUAAGUCCAGUCAUGGCCGACUCUGGGGUUGCAGCGCUCCUCUCGCUUUAUUGGCCGAGGGAGCCGGUGUACAGCUUCCGGGUCAUGUGGCCAGCAUGACUGGCAAACCAGAGCAGCGCACGGAAAUGCCGUUUACCUUCCCACCAAAGUGGUACCUAUUUAUCUACUUGCACUUUGAGGUGCUUUCGAACUGCUAGGUUGGCAGGAGCAGGGACCGAGCAACGGGAGCUCACCCCGUCGCGGGGAUUCGAACCACCGACUUUCCGAUUGGCAAUCCUUAGGCUCAGUGGUUUAGACCACAGUGCCACCUGUGUCAUGGCUAUUAGCCAUGAAAAGGAUGUUCUACCUCCACUGUUAGAGACAACCGGCCUCUGAAUACCCCAUGGAGGCUGGCCAAAGUCACUCUGCGUCCGGCCAGCCCUCAUCUGCCCGGCCUUACAGAACUUGGCAGGGAGGAGGAGAGGGCAAAACUAGAGUUAGCUGGCUCUGCUUGUCCUAGGCUCUGGCGCCACCUUCUGUUGGGGUCCCAGCUUGCUGCCUACCAGUCCCAGAGGGCACCAGCCACCACUGUGAGCUCCAGUUGCUGGGAAUCGCAAGCAGGGAGAAAGUGAGUCUGUUGCGCUCAGGUUCUUCAUUGUGUUCCAGAGGCUGCUGGGCUGGAUGGGCCUCUGGACUGAUCCUGCAGCCAGGCUCCUCCUGUGUUCCUCAGCUGUGAUUGUUGUGUUGGCAGUCUGGAUGAUGAAGCGAGUGGCUGUGGACUCUUCUGUUUUGUUAUUUCUAUCUGUAAGAAAAAUAACUGCCCUUUUAUCUCUUCCUUCUCAGCACUCUGAAAGCUUCAUUUGAAAUCCUAAAGCAACGUAAGUAUAGUAGGAAGCUCCUCUUGCUGCCCUUUUCCACUUGGAGAGUAAUUUGUGGAAGGGCAGAACAUCCAAGGUUACUCAGGGGAAGAGGCCAGCCAGGCUGCAGAUUAACAGAGCAGGUUUUACACAUCUCCCACCAGUAAGAAGUUUACUUUCACUGCAGAUGGGUGUUUUUAUCCCUUUAAGUGCCGCAUUAGAGUGUGUUAACUGUUUUUAUUGCAGCUCAUAUGCUAAUGAUUGUUAUGAGUUUGUGGGGGGUCAGUCUGGAUGGGGUCCUGGGGGCCCUCCCAAACCUGGGAUCCUGUAUCUGAGAAAGCAGCAGCUUGCCAAACCAGUUCCUUUGUUAAGGUGAUGACUUGGGCUGGUUAAAGUCCACAAUUUAGCAUACCCUAAGAAGUCGUGCUGUAUCUUUCCCCCAGGCCCCUACCUUGGCUGGUAGGUAGAAGAACAAUGGACAUAAUUGUGGGUGGGGACACAGAGAGGCAUGUCUUGCUUUAUGCUGAACCUGUGCUGGACUUUGGGGCUCCCCUGGAACCCUAAUGAGGAAGUAAGAUUUUUCAGGGUGUUAACGCUGCAAGUCCCUCCAUCCUACGCCCAGGUGGUAUAUGUGUUUAAACAAAACCAUAUAGCCUAAAGACACUGCAGUGUCCCUUGACCCUCUUUCUAAGGAAUCUGAACCCUGAAAAAGAGCUUGGAAUCCCAAAAUAAAUGCGGAAAAUUAUUGGCUUGGCAACUGAAAAAGAGACAGAAGGAGAGUACAAUAAUUAAUAUUAUGGCAUCCCUAGAGUCUCUGACCACUUGAAGUGUAACAACACACACUACAAUUCUCUCAGCAGUGAGAAGCUCCGGGGCAAAGCACUUUCCUAGGCUUGGUUAAUGAGCAUUCACCCUGAUUUGUCUGUGGGGAGGUUAGAAAGCGCUGUUGAAGGAAAUAUUAUUUCACCCUUUCCUGUAUUUCCUCAACACUUUUGUUACUGCAAAAAACAGAAUCUGUUUUGGGGAAGUGGGUUUGUUGCGCAAGACCUCUCAAUCCGCACUAAUUGCCCAACCUGAAUUUUCCAAGAUGUGAUAGUGGCAGGUUGAAAGUGCCCCAUCAGGCACUAGUUUUGAAGUGUGUUUGUGCAGCUUGCUUAUUUUACUUUACUCACUGGGAAUAAAGGAUGCUGUCAGUUUGUACGCAAAGACCAGCAAUGCUGAGCAGACACACCAACAGUGAACAUCCUCAUGCUGUAAGGAUACUUUCACUGUGACUGUGAAGGAAAGGUCACCUGCAAAGGUGGGAUUGCUCAGCUCCUGGGUAGAAGAUUCAUCCGGACAAACUCUGCAUUCUGAUUUUCUGCAGAAAUUGAAAGUAUUGGGAACUCUCACAUCCAGCUGGCCAUAGUGAUGAAGGAGGAACUGAAGGGCCUGGAAGAAUUCAGAGAAAGGCAGAAGGAGCAGAGGAAAAAGGUGAGGCAUAAAAUAAUGGUCACCCCAGGAGGAGCGAACAGUUGGGUCCCCAACUAGAUAGCAAAGGCACAGAGCAGCAGCAAAGACAUUUAUGUAUUAUAUUAUUGAUUAUGAAGAUGUUUAUAUCACCAUCAUUAAUAAUGAAAAUGAAUAUUAAUUACUGUAUAAAUCAUAUGAAUGGUGAUGAUAAUGACCAUAACCCAAUUAAAGAAGGUUAGUUGAUUAACUAUAUGCAUUUCAGUUGAUUAAGUCUGCAUCAAGUGGGAAAAGCACAAUAGUUCUAAAGAGAGAGAGAAUUUUUCUUUGUUUUCAGAGGAUGCAUCACAGGCAGACACGGCCUUUAAAGAAGCCUUUCCCGUUCCCUUCUCUCCAGAAUCACUAGUCUCAGAGAGCAGAAACUGGAAUCAACUGUGGAGCAAGAGAGUUAGCAGCAGUCUGUUUGAUGCCCCCAGGCCCAGCUGGGUAGGGUGGUCUUAUUUUUCUCCAAGCAAAAGAGACAGGGACACUUUUCUUGCCCAGCCAGCAUGGCCAGUGGCCAGAGGUGCAACGAGGUUUGAAAGUCCAGGUUCCCUAUUCCUGCCUGGGAUUCAUUCUGAGGACCCAGGAUGAUAGUGGCAGUGCAGAGAGGAAGGUGCUGGAGGCCCUCUCCUGAGUCACCUUACAGAAUCUCAAGUCUGCUUGGGAAAUAGGAAAGGAUCUCUUUCCCCUCUGGCUGCCCUGUUUUCCACUGACGUCUCAAUUAACUUUAAAAUAUAUGUGAGACUUAAGGGACAGGUGCAUAAUUGAAAGGGGCAAAUGCACUAGAAAUCUCAUUUGUUCCUCUUGCUCAUCUAUUUUAUACACACCUGUGUAUUAUUUAAAAGGCUAAAUCAGCCCAGGCAAUGUAGAAAUAUACUUUUUAAACAAAACAAGAACCCUGCAGGGCCUAAUGCACCUAAAAUUGUUGCAGCUCAAUCGCAGUGAAAUCAGUUUGUCUCUUGUGCUUUCAGUCAGACUGAGAGCCAAACUUCACAUGACAGGCACUGCUGUGAUUCUUGGAAGGGCAGAUCCACCCCAUACAUUUGAAGACGUUCAGCGUUUACAUUUAAAGCAUGUGACUUCACCCAAAGAAUCCUGGUAACUGUAGUUUAAGGAUGCUGGGAAUUGUAGCUCUUUCUUCCAAAUGAAAAAGCUGAAGGAGGCUGUAAUCAGAAGUAGAGAAAACAGGCAGAACAACUUGGUCUUCCCCCUUCCUGUUUCCCUUUGGUUGCUUACAUUCCUCUCUAAGCUGCUUUUCUCAUUCAGAAGGAAGAGAUCUGGGGGGGAAAUUUGGGGGGAACUACAGGGAGGGAAAUGGUUAAACAAUCCCCUCUCCCAACACUCCGUGCCUUCCAAUUCCAGUUUUCCUUGGCUAUUUUUCAUUUUAAAAGAAAACUUUAGGGAGAAGAAAGAAAGAAAGAAAGAAAGAAAGAAAGAAAGAAAGAGAAAGAAAGAAAGAAACUGUCCAUCGUGUGCACUUUGACCUUCCAUGAAGCCUAACUUGCAUCAGAUAUUGAGGGGCUUCUUUUCAAAGACGUGCUGCCAUUUCUCCAGUUUGUGAAUUCUGACCCAGGUCCCUCCAGGCUGCAGAUCAGAGUACGAAGGGACUUAACUUUGCCCAAUAACUUAGGGACAGCAUCCCUGUACAUGGUUCUCUGAUGUUUGAGAGACAUUAAUAUAUUGGAUGUGAUUGACAGACAGGCUGUAUCCUAACUCUCCGCUUUUCCUGAAUGGAGGUGAUAAAUGCCGCUGGGUUUAACUGUGGAGAAGGGCUUUCUGAGGAUGUUGCCCUAUUGGCUCCUCUGACAAAUAGACAGCCAGAGCAAAAGGAGAAGCGCUGUGUCAGUCAGAUCCCCAAAGGGAGGCAAGACGCCUUCAAGGCUUCCUCCCAAAUGUUUACUUUUAUGCUUUGGUUUUUUACUUGUUUGGUGGUGGGUCGGGCGCUGCCUGCUUUUUUUGCCUGUGUUCUGUUUUGAGGUGUGCACAGGGGUUUUGUCUGCUUGAGGUGAUGUUCCAAGGUUCACCAGUUGUCUGGAAUUGUGUGAAUGCAGCAAGAUUGCAUCUGAUGUGUCUUUAACUUGCACUAUUUCAGCUCUGCACGGUUGAAGGCAGGCUUGUUGAAAUCACACAAGUUUAAUCCAAGCAAGGCAGAGAGCUUAAAAUUGGGUUGCCCAGUUUCAAAAAGGGAAAAUCCAAAGGUUUUUUUUAUGGGAGGGGGCAGACAAAGUUGUUAAGCUAUUUUUAAGGAAAUUUGUCAAAAUAUAGACCUCCAACAUGGGUUGCAUACAUCUGGAUUUUCCCGGACAUUUCAGCAAUUUCUGCCCCGAAUCCCAGUUCUAUCCAGGAAAUUCCAGAUGUAGGGCAGCCCCAGCUUAAAAGCUCUUUUGCUGGGGGACAAGAGUUGUAAAUCUUCUGUGUUUCCUGCAGUAUGAAAGUACAAUGGAGCGAGUGCACAAGAACAAGCUCUCAAUGUACAAGAAGACCAUGGAGGUAAGAAAUGAGCUUAAAGAGCACACGUAUUUCACCACAGCCUAAAUAAUUGCUUUAAUCAGGCUGAGGAUGGGGCCCCUUAUCAUGGAGCUCACCUAGGCAUGAGUGACUGAAGUCCCUUCUUGCCGGUGGGUCUCCUCUGAGGGAGAGAGUUGCCCUCCAAACAUGGGAUUAUGGGAUUCCCAGAGGCACUUGGUUGGCCACCAUGGGAAAGGUCCUUGACAGUGGCAGACUUUAAAAUUCCAGUGGUGCCCUGAGUGAGCCCAAAAUUUGGCAACCCUGCCUCCCUCCUUCCAUUCUGCUCAUUGCACCGCAUUAUAGCUGCGGUGUCCUGUUGAUGCCCCGUGCAGAGACACCGGCCACCCUGUCCAGAAUCCACCUUUGACCUUGGUAUGAUCCAUUGAGGUGCGUAGAUUUUUAGGAUGCUACUCAGAGUAGACCCAUUGAAGUUAAUAGACAGGACUAACUUAGGUUCUUCUCUGAGUAGCACUUGGGCCACAUUCACCCUAUGCAUUCAAAGCACUAUUAUACCCCUUUAAAGAGGUCUAGCUCCUUGCAAAGAAUUCUGGGAGCUGUAGUUCGUUCAGUGUGCUGAAGAGGGAUUGACUGUUAGACUGCACUGUGAAUGAUAGCUCUGUGAGGGCACUAGGGGACUCCCUACAACUCUUAGCUCUCUUAACAAACUACACUUCUCAUAAUCCUUUCGGGGGAAGCUGGGGGCACAGGAAGGGGUGUGUGGCGGGGGCGGACCCCCCGGGUGUUUUCAUUGAGGGGGUGACAUUUGGCAGUCAUGGGCAGGCGGUGCACCAAAUGUCUGCCAUUGGCGACUCGCUCCGCCCCCGGCCGCUGGGCGCACCCCAGUGGCUACCCCGCGCCUGGGAGGGCACCCUUUGCGCCCCACCCCCCUCAGGAGUGCACCCGCCCUGGGCAGCGCGGGCAUAUGCUCCGCCGCUGGGGAAGCCAUGACUCUAAAGCAGUAUCACAGUGAAUCCUACAUUUGUAGGGAUUCCCAAGGGUCAUCUAGUCCAACCCCCGCAAUGCAGGCUUUAAAUGCAAUGCAUUUUAAUGUCCCUAGGAAUUAAUGAGCCCAAGUUCGUCAGUGAGUCCAUUCCGAGUAGGACUAGCCUAGGACACUAUCCUAAGAAGGGCCUUCAGCUUCUGGGGAUUCUCUGCUGUCGUGCCGCCAGCUCCCUCCCUCCCUCCCUCCCUCUCCUCCAGUCUCAUUUAAAGGUAAAGGUAAAGGUACCCCUGCGCGUACGGGCCAGUCGUGUCCGACUCUAGGGUUGUGCGCUCAUCUCACUUAAGAGGCCGGGAGCCAGCGCUAUCCGAGGACACUUCCGGGUCACGUGGCCAGUGUGACGAAGCUGCUCUGGCGAGCCAGCACCAGCGCAGCACACGGAAACGCCGUUUACCUUCCCGCUAGAAAGCGGUCCCUGUUUAUCUACUUGCACUUGGGGGUGCUUUCGAACUGCUAGGUGGGCAGGAGCUGGGACCGAACGACGGGAGCUCACCCCGCCACAGGGAUUCAAACCGCCGACCAUGCGAUCGGCAAGUCCUAGGCGCUGAGGUUUUACCCACAGCGCCACCCGUGUCCCACCCAAUCUCAUUUACUUAUUUUUUAUUCAUUUUAUUUAUUAAAUUUAUACUGCCCUAUACCCAUUGAUCUCAAGGUGGUUCACAACACAUCAACGGUAUUUAUAUCUUUGCCUGCAGUCAAAGAAGUCUUAUGAGCAGAAGUGCAAAGACACCGAUGAGGCUGAACAGACCUUGGAGAGGAUAAGUGCCGUGGGCAACCCAAAGCAAACAGAAAAGGUAUCCUAGAAUCUCAGUGGUCUUUCAAGGGAGCAGCUGGGCGUUGGGCCUCCAGCAAACGCCUGCUUUUCGCUGUGGUGGUCUCCCUGGUUCCCUGGUUCCUGGGUUGUACACAGUGGGAAAACUAGGGUGUCAUUUCUCCCUUAGCUAGAGGUGGAGGAGAAAUUUGGGUUGGCCUGUAUUUUAAUGCAAACUGAAACACAGCUAUCCUUCAAAAUUCACAGUUCCCAAGGAUUGCUUUGUUAGAAACUUGUGUGCGUGGUCAACAGGAAAAUGACCCAUUUGUAUUUAUCUGGUACCCUUUUAUUGAAUUCGCUAACACAAAAAGAAUAAUAAGUGUGUUCCUGUUCAGUGCAGAUUGGGUUGGCUAUUUUAGUCAGUUGGCUUGUAUGCUAAAGAUGGUAUAUUUAUUCCUUGUAUGGGCUGGCUUUUGAUGGUGUUGUAUAUUGUGCUAAUGGGAAGAAUUUUGGUAACUACUGAGGGUGGCUGGGUGGGGUUUGGAGGUGAUUUGAGCUGUAACUCUGAUAUAUGUACUCUGUAUAUGUUGUAUAUUGUUAUAGAUUUGGGGGGAAGCCUCCAAACCCUAGAAAUUAAUAAAUGGCAGGAUUUGGAUUAUUUGGGAUGUGAAGGGAGAAAUGCCAGCUGCAGAGGAAUUCCUGGGCCAGCCUUGGCCAAACGGGCAGGAAUGGCCAGCCACCUCGAUGGCGGAGUCAGUGGCUGGGAGCCAGGGGGCUCUGCUCUGGCUCCACAGUUGGAGGCAGCGAUGCUUCUGAAUACUAGUUUCUGGAAACCGCAGGUGGAGAGCGGAUUGCUCUUGUGCUUGAGUCCUGCUUGUGGGUUUUCCGUCUAGGUAUUUGGUUGGACAUUCUGAGAACAGGACUAGAGAGGCCAUUUUGGCUCUUCUUGUGUUGGCAAGGGUAUCCAGUAUUUACAAUCAUUAGCAUCCCUUCUCUUUCUUCUGCAGAGCCAUGAGUCUUCUCUUUUUAUAUUUCAGAGUCAGACCAAAGCAAGGCAGUGCAAAGAGGCAGCAAAUGAAGCAGGUACUGUCCAGAAAACCUACAGUAGGUCACAUGUGCCCCACACUGCUGGGACAGGCACAGGUCCUGGCAACCCAGCCAUCCUGGAGGGUCUUCCUGUUCUUUUAAGUCCUGGGUAUUUUGUCCUGGAGGAUUCCUAAUCAUGGGAUGGGGCUACACAAAGAGAGACUUGUACCUCAUUGGUGAACACCUCUCAUUUGUUUUUCUGCUGCUGCAGAAAGAGUGUACAAGCAGAACAUAGAAUUGCUGGAUCAGGCCCGGACUGCCUGGGAGCAGGAGCAUAUCAGCACUUGCGAGGUAAGAGGUUUGCAUUUGGAAAACACUUUGUAUCCACGGCUCAAUAUGAGCCGCAGCUUUCGUGGUCCACUGACGCCUAUGCAUUCUCCGUGUUGACAUGUGGGACUUCUGCAUGCCAUGUUGGAAUGGGGUCAGGUCCAGGUUUUGCAAAGCCCUUCCGUGAGUCUGCACCACCUUGCUGCAGCAGGUCCUGGGGGCCCCUAGCCGUGGCUCCCCUCCUGAGUGUGGCCCCUUGCCAAAUGCCCAAGCUGCCACCUUUGGACGGCGGCCCUGACGCAGAACACCAUGGAGCCAACGGAACCCCCUUUGUCCUUCAUGGAUACAGGCCUUCCAGCUCCAGGAAUGCGACCGAAUCACCAUUCUCCGGAAUUCCCUGUGGGUCCAUUGCAACCAGCUCUCCAUGCAGUGCGUGAAGGACGAUGAGGUAAGGGAAAUGCACGCCAGCGGUGGUGUAGUGGUUAGAAUGUCAGCCUAGGACCUGGGAGGCCAGGGUUGGAAUCCUGCCCCCCUUUGCCAUGAAGCUCUCCCCUGGAAGCUCUCCACUUGGGCCAGCUCCCAGCUUGACCUACCUUACUGGGUUGUUGCUGAGAGGAUCCAGUGGUGGGGGAGGAGGGCUAUCUACCACCACCUUGAGCUCCUUGGAGGGAAGAAGGUGGGAUAGAAAGGAAAUAAAUAAAAGGCUAAAGUGGAAGGGAAUCCCAGAAACUCAGAAGAGAUCCAAGGGAUUCCUAGUAACCAUUAAACAACAAAAUGGUCCAGAGCAUUGAGGAAGAGCGCAACACUUUCAACUGCAACUUAACUCCUAAAAAACAUGUUUUUGUUCUAUUUAUUUAUGAAGCAUCUGAAGGUGCUCAGUAGCCUCAUCAGAAUUAAGGCUGCAACAGGCUCUGCCCACAGUCUUAGAAUCUUAGCCUCAGAAAAACCCAUUUUCAAGGAAGGAACUAAGAUGACUGGUGUCAAAAGAAGCAAAAGUUUUUGGUUCAUAAAAUGUGCUGAUCCCGAGCCAAGCCACGUCUUCCCUUUCUCUCUCUCCCAGCUGUAUGAAGAGGUCCGCGUGAGCCUGGAGAACUGCAACAUAGACUCGGAUAUGAAUCACUUCGUUCAGAAUAAGAUGACUGGGAUGGAGCCACCAGGUAACCCAGCUGAGGAAACUUUUUUAUUUAGCGGUUUUGGUUGUCUGAUUGUCACCUCUGAACUCCAGAAAGGGGGGGUGGGAAUAAGGGCAACUGGAAGGCCCUUCGCAGGCAGCUAGUCCAGCCCCCGGCUGCUGCUGCUGCUGCUGCUGCUGCUGCUGCUGCUGCUGCAGGAGACUUGCUGCAGCAGCAUUGCGUGUAGGUGGUGACCAUCCAGCCUCUGCUUAUAAGCAGCAUUCAAGAUUCACCAGGCGCUCGUUGCACCCGGCUCUCAUCCCCUUGCGACCAAAGGAAGAUGCCUGGGGGCUAGAAUGGCUCCUGUCGCCUCCACCAUCUGGAGGGGCCUCCCCGGGGUCCUUGGAUCUAGACUGCUUUCACACACCAGUACCACAACCUGUAAAAUUAUAUCCAUUAUAUUUUAUCCACACGAUCGGAAUGAAUUUCAGAAACCAAAAAGUUGUAUUCUGGGGGGUGGGGAUGGCAACUAGGCAUUCCGUUUUGGCAACUGUAACCUUGGUUUAAGGAGCCAUUUGACACCAAGCUUAUAGAUCCGAAUUUCUAACACUGCUUAUGAGCUUCUAAGAAAGGAGAGUCCACCAUCUUUCCUAAGCAGCCUGUUCCACUCUUGAAUGGCCCACACUGCCAGGAAGUUCACAUACUUAGCUGAAAUCCCUUUUUGUGGAAUUUGAAUGUGUUUUGUUUGGAUUCCGCAUUCUGCUGCAGCAGGAAUGGGGAACUUCCUAUCUGGCCCUUGGGGCUUUUCCGAGCCCCCCCCCCCGACCCCCCUUGUGCCCUCUUCAAAGGGGAAUGUCCGGAAGAUCCUUUGCUUCCCAUUCCACUCCCAAGCCAUCACCAGUAGCAUUCCCCUGCCAGACCAUUAGAAACGUGCAAUUCUUAAAAUAUUGUGAAAGGUUUUAAAUGUGCGCUUCAGAGGAGAGAAUGACCAUGCGGUAGUGGGGGGGGGGGGAAUGGUACAACGAUGCUGAGCUGGUUUCUCCCAUGCCUUCCACCCCUUCUCCAAUGCAGCUGCCAUUGGCUACGAAAACUACUACGACCGAGUCCUGACGACUAAAACCUGCAGCAGCCCCAUCCCGACAUGUGGGAUGAUGAAGAGGUAACAGAGGCCAUUGGGCAACUUGAAUGUGGGGGACUCUCCCAAGAGACUUUGGGGAAGCUUUCUCUGCACAGGUGUAGAGCCAUGUGGUUUUGGGGGGGGGUUGUCUUGGGGAAUAUGCAGUCACCAGGCUCCCCUCUGUGAGUUAGGACAUCUCUGCUAUCUUUAAAAAAUAAAAUAAAAUUGAAUAACAAAAUAAUCGACACACAGAGCUUUUGUUAAAGUCAAAAGAAAAAUAAAAAGUCAGGAGGGAAUAAAACAGAUAUGAUUAUUAUAUUAUUAAAAUUGGGUAUGAAAACAGCAAUUUAAGAGAUAGAGAAGCUGCCAAAUAAAAUCAUAUUUCUUUUGUAAAUCACCUUGAGGUCCUUCUGCGAUCAAAGAGUCUAUAAAUUUUAUUAAAUAAAUAAGAAAAGGAAGGAGUUGGGAAGGAGUUUGCCACCCACGCGACUGCGUUGCCAUAUAUGUAAUAAAUAACCUCAAAACAGAAGUGAGACCAGAGGGAUCAGCACCCGCCCCCCCCGGCUGCAGGGAAAGUUGCAGCUCAGUUUCUCUGAAAUGCCAAUGAACACAACUCUCUUGAACCAGCGAUCUCGGGUGUCGCAUGAACUGUCUCUCCAGGCCUGAGCGAUGACACUGUGCCAUCUUGAUGGCUGGCCAUGGGCUUUCCUUCCGACUCUGGGCCCAAUCCACCCAGCAGGAAAGGGCAAGGGGACUGACUUUUGCCACUGCUUGCACACUUGGGGAGGUCAGGUGUCCAGGCAGCAAGGGGGAGGCGGGGGCAAGAGUUAGCCUGUGGGAUUCAUUGCCCCUUCAAGCACUGCAUUCUGGCUUCGAGAAGCGUUGAUGUAUUUCAUGGAGGAUGGGGCUGCCCAUUGAUACUAACCAGGACGGCAACAUGGAGCCACCAUGUUCAGGGGCAGUCUACCCCUGCACAGCAGUUGCAGCAGGAGAGGCCUGUUGCCCUUUUGUCCUGCUUCCCAGAGGCACCUGGUGAAGCAGGCAGGCCUUGGGUCUGAUCUAGCAGGGCGCCUCUCAAGUUCCUAAGAGGGGGGCAUGGCCAGGAGGCUAUGGAAGUCCUCUGUGGGGGCCCUGAUGGGGUCUGGGCGCUGGCAGGGGCCCACUGAGGGUGACCCUCAACGCUGGCCAUGAGCGCAGGAGCCAUGAUAAAUAAGAAAGGAGGGGGCUGACUGCCUCUUGCCCUGAAGCUCAUCCUGGGUUCUUAUGGCUCCACAGAUUCUCUGGAUUGCUCCACGGAAACAAUCGAAACACCUCCGACAGUAUUGUUCCCACAGCUCCACCAGCUGGUAUGUUUGUUCAACUGAUGUUCUUUUUAGGAAGCGAGCCCACAUUUUAAAAGGGCCAUUGGCACCUUCUCAGGAUUAAACACAAAUCCACCCCCUUCACUCUUUUGGGCAUUGCUGUGUUAAUCUGUUUAAAGGGACUCAAGGCUUGCAACAGAUGGGUGUUUUUUCCCAUUCCCCCAAGAGCACUUGAUGGAGAAAGAGGGCCCAGCAGGGGAAGGGAGGGGCUGCUGUUCGCCUCCGUCAGGCUCUGCUUGCCUCUGUGUAAGAUGGGGGGGGGGCAGGGGAGAGGGAGAGGAACAGUGGCGCCAGGCGAUCUGUUUUUGCCCGAGCAAUCAAGGCCAUCAGCAAAAGCACCUCACAGAGCUCUGCGCAGGCCCCCAUCAUCAGCUGGUGGCUGGGGCUUGGGCGCUUUGUGCACAGAGCUAUGCAGUCCCUGGAAACCAGCUGAUUAUUGCCCCUGACAAAACCUGGUGCCCCUUUGCAGCUGGGCCUGCAAAGGCCCUUGGGUCCCCCUGGUGGGACGGUGGGCAUGGCUUGGCCAAAGCAUGCUUGUGGGCCACAUGGGGAGGCCUGGUGCACAGGGUGCAGCUAUUGCAGCAAUGCUGUCAGGACUCUGUCUUGCAAAGGAAGUGAAACCUCAGGUCAUACCAGCCCUGGAAGAAGCAGGAGCAGGUAGAAGGAGCCCGGAGAAACAAAGAUUACCUGAGUUUGGCACAGAAGAGGCGUUGUGCAAAGCUGCCUGCCUGCCUCCUCCUGCUGCUCAGUGCAGUGUGAUGAUGACGACGAUGAUAAACUGUGUAUUUAGUUAGUUCAUAAGAUUCAUACACCACUUGAAUGUAAAAGAAACCCCUCAAAGUUAACAUGCAUAUUACCUCAACUUUCUAAGCAUGUGUGGGCUUGUCUAAGCAAGAAUAUUUUUAUCAGGUGCCAAAAUGAAUGAGUCCAGUGAAGGCGCCUGCUUGAUUUCAAUGGGCAGGGAGUGCCAAAGAUGAGGUGCUGCCACACUUAGGGCCUUCCCUUCCCCAUUCCUGCCGCUCAGGCAUCCUUGAAGCCCUCCAUGCUCUGAGACCAAAGAGCACCUCCCCAAUACCAGCUGGUGCAAAUAUUGAUGGAAUGCCCUCCCUGCGGAUGUGCGUCUCUCUCACCCAUGUCUGGAGGAAUUUUAAAACACUUCUGUUCACACAGACUUUUGAUGGCUGAAAUACAGUUAUUGGCGACUGUGAAAAAAGUAGCUGUGAGAUGCAAUUGCUUUUGUUUUACACUUUUUGUAUAGUGUUUGUUGCCUUUUGGGAGGAUAGAAAUCAAUGAUCUCUAAUAGUUAUCCACCCCAGAGAAUUAAUCUGAUUUGGUGUUGCUAGUUUGUUCUGUAUAAUUUUAUGAUAUUUUAAUGAUUUUAUUGUACACUGCCAUGGUAGUCUUUUAAUGAGCUGGUGGUUAAUAAAUACUCAUAAUAAACAAUAAAAUCCCUUUUAAAAAAUGAUCCCAUUCUUUGAGGUUUCAAAACAGCACCGGUACUUGAAAACAAUUGCUGAGGCCAAAAUAUUUUCUUUGUGCUAUGAAUGCAUCAUGGAAUUACUGUAAUGUGGUUACUAAGGCUAAAUCUAGAUAGACGGGUUCAGUUGCACCUGCUGAGCUGCCACCUUCGAAUGCCUCAGCGCAUUCCUGGGCGUUGCCUGUAGAGAGAACAGAUUCUCUCCCUUUCUGAGCACUUGCACAGGAUCCUCCAGCUCUCCAAGCAGUUAACCCCUUUGUUCCCACAGCUGAGAAAGCAGAUGGUGUUUAUGCAGCAAUUCACGUAGCCCAAGAAGAAGAGUUUUCUACAUCUGAGGACUACAGAGUCCUCUAUGAUUACACAGCCCAGGUAAGCAUCAAAUCCCCCCAGGUGCAUAGAGCAGGGGUCAGCAAACUUACUGCACCUCGGGACAGUGUCUCCAGCGCCGAUCGCGCUGAGGGCUGGGGGGCGGGGGAGCACGUGCCCAUAUGUGUGGGCACACGCUAUUUCCAGCGCACUUCCGGGUUGGAGGAGCACCGAAAAUAGCUUGUGCGCAUGCACAAGCAUUAUUUCCGGUGCUCCUCCAACCCAGAAGUGGGCCGGAUAAAUGAGUCCCUCGGGCCUUAUCCUUCCCUUAGUUUGGGGACCCCUGGCAUAGAAUCUGCUUAAACAAAAUCAAUAUCAAUCUGAACACAAACUCCAGGAGGUAAAUGUGGUUUUAUUUUUAUUGGCUGAUUGAUUGAAUGAAUUGCCUUUAAGUGGAGGCCAUGCACAGCUGACGUGCUCCCUCGCAGGCCGCUUUCGUGAUCCCAAAAACAAGGAUGAAAAUCCUUAAACACAAAGCCACAAAGCAGUUCCAGUUAAACUAUCCCAAGAAAUGGGAGCUGCAGAGAGAGCUCUUCCUCUGAUCUCUCUGCAUGCAGUAGUAGUAGUAGUAGUAAUUUUAUUAUUUAUACCCUGCUUAUCUGGCUGGGUUUCCACAGCCACUCUGGGCAGCUUACAGCACAUAAAAAAUUGUAAAACAUUAGACAUUAACAAUUUCCUGAUACAGGGUUGCCUUUAGAUGCCUUCUAAAAGUCAGAUAGCUGUUUAUCUCCUUGAUAUCUAACGGGAGGGCGUUCCACAGGGUGGGCGCCACUACCGAGAAGGCCCUCUGCCUGGUUCCCUGUAGCUUUGCUUCUCGCAAUGAGGGAACCGCCAGAAGGCCCUCGGCGCUGGAUCUCAGCGUCCGGGCAGAACGAUGGGGGUGGAAACGCUCCUUCAGGUAUACUGGACCGAGGGCGUUUAGGGCUUUCAAGGUCAGCACCAACACUUUGAAUUGUGCUCAGAAACGUACUGGGAGCUCAUGUAGGCCUUGAAGAAAAAUCAGUGAAAAAUCAGGAGACAUCAGCUGAAGCCCAGGAGCACAGCAGAACUACCUCAAGAUCCCUUACUCCACACUCCAAGGCAAAGAGCCCGCGGGUAGGAUUUCCUAAAGCCCCACUGCUAUCAGAGCUGGUUCCUGGGCAAAGUGACAAGCCCCUGGCCUCACAGGGUGGCUGGGAGCAGGGCUGUUGGGUCCUGCUGCUGCUGCUGCUGUUCUCCACAAUGCUGCAGAUGGUCUUCAUGUUGGGAAGUUGAAUGGCAGCUCCAUCAGCUGCUAGAGCUCCAGGUAAGGAAACGCUUUGUGGGCACCAAAGUCACAAGUCAGCAAUGAGCUCCGUCUGGGCGCCUGGUACCCAGAGCAGCUUUGGCUGCUGUGUAUGUUCACAAUUUGAUUUGGGUCAUGGUACCCAGGUUAUAGAGUUUAGCAUACAUUAACGAAAAGGAAGGCCAUCACCUGAUUAAAGAAACGUGUUGAUCUAUCAACUAAGUUAUAAUUAAUUGGUCAGUCAGUCACUUAAUUUUGCUUAAGGUUGUGCUUGUUACUAAAAUUAACAUUCUGAAAAAGGGGGAAGAGGCUGCAGGGGCUCCUUGGCCCUUUGUGGUAUGCAGGGCCGGGGGGGGGGGCACUUCAAGGCCACAGGCUGAUUGUGGCCCUCCAGGUCUCUUUACCUGGCCCUCCAAACUCUUCCCAGGCAACACUCCACUUCCCAGCCACUAGCUCUGCUUCAAACCUGGAAUGUUUUUGCCUGGCAUGAAUGUGUCCUUGAUAUCCGAUAACCUCCCUUGCUUGUCUGGAGAGUGUGUGUGUGUGUGUGUGCAGAAGCCUGUCUAAUGUGCAAAGGAAAACUUUAGUCUUGUUACUCCACCCACUUUUGCCUCUGGCUGAGCAAGGUUGCCCACCCAUCAGAGCACCUGUAGCAGCCCCUGGGUGGGACUGGGCAGCUCCACUCCCAACUAUAGGUGUGGGGAAAGCAUGGACCAACAGCAGCAAAAUGCUGUCUCCACCUGAACAACAAGGGAGUCAGGCAGAAGGGAUCUGGCCUAGCCUUCUACCUGGGAUGGUGAUGGAGAAGCCUGGGACCUUCCAGCUGCUGCUGGAGCAAACCUCUCUUCAGUCCUCCAUUUGUUCUCUUUUUCUAGAAUGAGGAUGAACUGGAUAUCCAAGCAGGUGAUGUCAUCUCCAUCAUUGAAGUAGGCGAUGAUGGCUGGUGGACUGCAGAACAGAACGGAAAGCAAGGAUUUGUGCCUGGGUCUUAUCUGGAAAAACUUUGAUGAGAGGAGCAACCUGGAGUGUUUGGAUUUUCCCUUCUCCAACCCCCCCUCCAGAUACGCCUUUUAAUAAUCUUUGUGAAUGUCAUUAAAUGAAGAGCUAUGGGUCUACACUUAAAUUUAACAGAGAUUGCUGCCUAGUGUCCCAUGCUGCUAAAAACAAAACAGCACAACUACAAGAUACACCCCUAUUUUAGCAGGCUUUGGUAACUUGCAGUCUUCCUGCUGUUGCUGAACUGCAACUCGUUGUCAUCCCUGACCACUGGUUGGGUGUGAUGGGAGUUGGGAGCGGCACAGGUUAGCAACCCCAGGUUUAUGAUUUCUAAGAUGAUGGCCUCAUAAGGGAUCCACAGAGGACCUCUCUAAAAGACCCUUUUGUUGCAACGCAGCCCAACUGGGCAGCAACGCAGCCAUUUGAAGUGCCACUCUGGAGGGAUGUCUUGGUGCUGGUGUCGUUCCUCUUCUUUCCAGCAGACGGAACCCAAAGCACAUAGAUCAAACCAGCCCUUUCCUGGCUCUGCAGUUGCCCCCUGGAAAUGAAGGUGGGGAGCUGUCAUUGGAGCUGCACUCAGCAAUCAUUCAAAUUCUCAGCUGCCUGGGAUCAAAAGCUCCUUUGGAGGGAGAGGAAAUGCACUUGCAGUUGUUCCACUGGGGUGCCAACACGGGUUUCUGCCGCAGCUUGAGUUUAGGGUACCAGCAGCUGAGAAUUUGAAUACAGUGGUACCUCGGUUUUUGAAUGUAAUCCAUUCUGGAAGACCGUUCAAGUUCUGAAACGUUUGAAAACCGAAAACUCAACAGCUGACAGCUAAGCCUCAGGAUCUUGCACUCAGCGGAAGCCGUGUGGCAUGUUGAAUUUCCGAAGCAUCUACUUCCGGGUUUAUGGCAUUCGAAAACCAAAAUGUUAGUCAACGGAGAUGUUCGAAAGCCGAGGUACCACUUUACAAGUGGCAAGCAGCAAGUGGAAGGCCUGAGAAAUACUCCCAUGACCUGUUCCAGGGACCCCUCUUGCAAUGACACGCCAGACCGUUUCUUUCAUUAGAUAGAAAGAAACCCAUCCUGUAAAUUCUUUCAACUUGCAGAUUCCUGCAGGUGUCCUAAGGCUACUGACGUACUCAUCUCCCAAUGGAAGCCAACUAUGUAUGCGCACCCUGAAGUCUCAUGCCCUCCACAAAUUUGCUCACGGGUUGGAUAGACUGAGCAAGGGCCUUUUUGAGCCCCUUCUGAGCCAUCCACACCAAACUAUGCCAGCAUUUAUUUGCCGCCCAGUUGCACCGCAUGCAGGAGCUACACGAGGAGAGAGCGCAGAAACAAGUCACCUGGGAACUCAGUCCAGCUUUGCUCUGGAGGCACAGUUUGCUUGCUUUGGGAGGGAGGCGGGAGAGCAUCUCCUGUGCUUUGGGGUUGACUCUAAAGGUAUAGAAAGGAAGCAGGUGCCUUUAAGAAAUGAAAAAGGAAGGAGACAAGAAUGGUCUUGUAACCUGACAGGGUUGUGUGAGACGGCAAGUGAUGUGAAUACUGAGGGUAAUUUAAUAUAUGUUUUAAACAAAAAAGUCAAUGAAUUUUCCGUGUUUCACUGAUGAAAGUUAUGUUACAAGUAAAACAUUAACGAUGUUAUAUUUUUAAAAAUGUAGUCUAAAGUAUUUAAUUGCAGACAUAUCAUUUAACAGCAUAUCCAAAAGUUUUAAAAUAAAAAAUAGAUUGC
Molecule: messenger RNA, 39830 nt
Organism: Podarcis lilfordi (Lilford's wall lizard)
Lineage: Eukaryota; Metazoa; Chordata; Lepidosauria; Squamata; Lacertidae
Source: the annotation of a GenBank genome assembly